Uranotaenia lowii is the source of this 1468-nucleotide messenger RNA. Its product is annotated as chymotrypsin-1-like. Gene Ontology annotation, biological process: proteolysis. The transcript has 4 exons. Lineage: Eukaryota; Metazoa; Arthropoda; Insecta; Diptera; Culicidae. Bases 59 to 943 code for a protein of 294 amino acids. The record is from RefSeq and is a predicted model, not a curated record. Gene Ontology annotation, molecular function: serine-type endopeptidase activity.
AAGUCCGGCUCACUGUCUGGCCAGUUCGUUGGGAUGAGUUUGCGGAUAAAGUGUUAAAAUGAGGUACCGCGUACAAUGGCUUUUGGUUCUAGUCGGAGUGUUUGAUUUUUGUCGAUCGAUGACCUACGAGGAACGAAUCUAUCUCCAGCAGCAUCGACGUCAGCCCAACAUGUUUAUGCUAUUGAGGAAAUACUUGCUGUGGCCACCGCAAUCUUCCAUCGUUCCGCCGAUAACCUCAGAGCCAACCAUAAAAAUUAAGCCAUUAAUCGUCGGAGGAGACUCAACAUCGACCGACAUUUAUCCCUAUCAACUGUCGUUAAGAUAUAGUGGAAUACACAUUUGCGGUGCAACGGUGAUUGCUGCACAGUACGCGCUAACUGCUGCCCAUUGUUUGGACGAUGGAAGUUAUCCAGAUUUUAUUACCUUCCGUGGCGGCAGUCCCCAUCGGUUUGCCGGCGGUUAUUUGUACCAUGCGGUCUCGUACGAACUCCAUCCGCUGUACCAGCCGGAAACAUUCGACAACGACGUGGCGGUAGUCAAAAUUAGUGAAAACUUUCUCGAUCAGCUACAGCGUGUGCUGCUGGUAGACGAGAGCAUUCGGGCGGACUGUUCCGACUAUCCGGCAACGGUUAUUGGUUGGGGAACGGCAGCCGACGAAUAUGUUCCCAUGAUUCUUCAGGAGCUCCAGGUAUUGGAACAACCGAGGACUAUAUGUGAAAAAGUGUGGAUAGAGCAAAUAACAGAUAGGAUGUUGUGCGCGGGAGGAGUUUUGGGACAGGACACCUGCAAUGGCGAUAGUGGUGGUCCACUGAUUUGCAACGGGUAUCAGAUAGGGAUAGUAUCCUGGGGCUCCGCCAAGUGUGCUAUCGAGAUGCCGGCAGUGUUCACAAACAUAACAAACCCUGCGAUACGAGACUUUAUUAGAGAACAGGCCUUCGUUUGAUUGGUACAAAUUACUUCUUAAGUUAAAGUGAAAUAAAUGUUAACAGAUGAUCAGUAUUUUUUGGUUUGCUUUUAAAUCACUUUUGAACGGAGAAUUCGCGCUACUGUAAUAUAUUUUUUUUCGAUAUUAUAAGUAAUUUGGAGUUCAAUAUUUCUAACAAAAUCAAAUAUUCUGAUAGCGAAAAAGUAUUUAUAAAAGUAAGUUAAAUUACCUACCUUAUAUGCAGCAUAGGUCACUAGAAUAAUAGAAGAUAAAAAAUCUGUAGUAUACUGAGAAUUUUAAUAAACUUAUUCGAUAAUAUUUUUUUCAGUUCCAGUUACGGUAAUAAAAUUUCAAAUAAAAUAUAAUUCCUUAACAAAAUAACCCCUCUCAACUGAAACCCGAGAAUAAAAUCAUUGAUUGAGCGAUUUGAACAUGGAGCUUCUUCGUGCAAGAGUUGGAUUUCUGAAAAUCAGCAUGGAUUUUUCACUAAAAGAUCAGUAACUUAAGACCUGGCUGUUUUCACAUCAUUCUGCUUAUCCAAUA